AUGGCGAUGCAAGAACCCUUCCGACUCGGUCUCAUCGCUGACAUACAGUACGCAGAUUGCGAAGAUGGCACUGACUUUUCAGGCUGUGAGCAGCGGCAUUUCCGCAACUCUCUGAAUAUUGCGCGGAAUGCCGUCGAGUGCUGGAAUGCCGUCGGCGUGGAUGCAGUGGUGCAGCUGGGCGAUGUCAUCGAUGGCUGCAACGCAACGAUGAAUGCUAGCGAAACGGCCCUUGCUGCAGUGCUCAAUGUACUAUCAAGGAGCCCAGCACAGCGAUUUGAUCUCAUCGGCAACCAUGAGCUCUACAACGUGAAGCGGGACUCCAUGACUGCCUCGGGUCUGCGCUGUUUCGGCCCGGACGGAUUGACGUACUACUCGGCGCAUCUUGGUGACCGCUGGGAAGCCAUCUUUCUUGAUCCCUACGAGAUUGCGCUCAUCGGGCUAUCGCAAGAUGACUCGGGCUUUCUCGAGGCGGCAGAGAUGAUGCGCCAGCACAAUCCGAAUGUCCUCACCGGUACGAAGGACUGGUUCAAAGGCUUGCCAACUUCAAAACAUCGCUUCGUCCCCUACAAUGGUGGAAUUUCACCGCAGCAGCUGUCUUGGCUGGAGACCGCGCUUCAGAACGCUGAGGCAGAGGCCAGGAAGGCCCUCAUUUUCCUUCACGUGCCCUUGUUCGAACCGGCCACGAAAGCCAAGACGGUCGUCUGGAAUUCCGAGGAAGUCUUGCAAGUUCUUCACUCGCACAGCGACACGGUGGUCGCGGUUUUUGCUGGCCACGAUCACAAUGGAGGCGCGCUAAGGAAAAAGAAGGCUGCGAACCCCCCAACUGCCCUGGACUCUCAAGCCCAAAGCCUUACCUGUCAUAGUAAUAAGCUUUGCCAUGUCCUGGGAUGCGACUGCGAGACUGCUGUAAGUAGGCUCUGUCUGGGCGUUGCAGGCCCUAUAGGUGGAAGUACUUUGUCUACAGUACCAUUUGAGCAGGAGGGGGUCAUCCUGUACUUGUUGCUGUCCUGA
Molecule: messenger RNA, 1011 nt
Organism: Symbiodinium sp. CCMP2592
Lineage: Eukaryota; Dinophyceae; Suessiales; Symbiodiniaceae
Source: the annotation of a GenBank genome assembly